AUGGCACGCGACAACCUCUCCAUCCACCUGGCCGAGCGCCCCAAGGGCGACAUCAUCCCCGGCACCACCUUCUCCCAGAAGAGGACCCCGAUCCCAUCGCCCGCCGACCUCAAAGAUGGCGAGAUCCUCGUCGAGACCCUCUACCUGUCCCUGGAUCCCGCAAUGCGCACCUACUUGAACCCCGGCGGAUCCUACAUGGCUCCCGUCCCCGUGGGCGGCAUCAUGCGAGGAAUGACGGUAUGCCGCGUCCUCGCCUCCAAGUCCAAGCGCGCAGCCGCCGGCGACUUCGUAUCAGGCAACACGGGCUGGACCGAGCACGCCAUCCUGGGCGAGAAGGACUUCGAGCCCACCUCGCGCUUCCCCGGCCUGCGCGACCCCCAGGACAUGCUCUCCGUCCUGGGCCCGACCGGCGUCACCGCCUGGUACGGCAUGACGCAGAUUGGCGACCCCAAGCCCGGCGAGCUGGUCGUCGUGUCCGGUGCCGCUGGAGCCACGGGCAGUGUAGCUGGCCAGAUUGCCAAGAUCCGCGGCGCGACCGUCGUGGGCAUUGCGGGCAGCGACGACAAGUGCCGCUGGCUGGUGGAGGAGCUUGGGUUCGACGUGGCUCUGAACUACAAGGCCGCCGACUUCAAGAACAAGUUCAAGGAGGCUACCAAGAAGAAAAUCAACGUCUACUUUGACAAUGUCGGAGGACAGAUUCUGGACAUGUGCCUUGCGCGGGCCAAGGAGCAUGCCCGGUUUGUUGAAUGCGGUGUCAUCAGCCAGUACAACACCCGGGAUCACCACGGCCUAAGGAACAUCGCAAACGUGGUGAGCCUGCGUAUCCAUAUGCAGGGCUUCAUCAUUUUCGACCAGCUCAAGUACUUCCCCCAGGCCAGAUCCGACCUGAGCAAGUGGAUCGCCGAGGGUAAGCUGAAGAAGAACGAGACCAUCAUCCAGGGCGGGCUGGGGAAGGCUGAGCAGGCACUGGUCGAUCUCUACAAGGGCAUCAACACGGGUAAAUUGCUGGUCGAGAUCAAGAACCCUAAUUCGGUUGCGCCGAAGCUGUAG
This is a messenger RNA of Clonostachys rhizophaga, 1050 nucleotides long. NCBI's taxonomy places the organism in Eukaryota, Fungi, Ascomycota, Sordariomycetes, Hypocreales, Bionectriaceae. The record is from the annotation of a GenBank genome assembly.